AUGCUUUUGGCGGAAGCUGGGCAGAUGGGGGAAGGAGGGGGUGCCUUCCAACCGUAUCUGGACUCUCUUCGACAGGAGCUGCAGCAAAGACAACCAGCGAUGCUCUCUGUGCUGGUGGCAGUGCUCGUCGUGCUGCUGACGCUGGUAUGCUGGAAAUUCAUUCGGAGCAGAAAGAGCAGUCGAAGGGCAGUACUUCUGGUUGGACUUUGUGACUCUGGGAAAACACUCCUUUUUGUUAGGCUGUUAACAGGACUUUACAGAAAUACCCAAACAUCUAUUACUGAUAGCUCUGCUAUGUACCGAGUCAACAAUGAUAGGGGUAAUAGUUUGACUUUGAUUGAUCUCCCUGGCCAUGAGAGCUUGAGGCUUCAAUUCUUAGAACGGUUUAAGGCUUCAGCCAGAGCAAUCGUGUUUGUUGUGGAUAGUGCUGCAUUCCAGAGGGAGGUGAAAGAUGUAGCUGAAUUUCUUUAUCAGGUCCUUAUUGACAGCAUGGUAUUGAAGAACGCACCAUCAUUAUUGAUAGCCUGCAAUAAGCAAGAUCUCACAAUGGCAAAAUCUGCCAAGUUAAUUCAGCAGCAGCUGGAAAAAGAACUUAAUACCUUGCGAGUAACCCGCACUGCUGCCCCCAGCACACUGGAGAGCUCAGGUGCUGUUAUCGCUCAACUUGGAAAGAAGGGCAAAGAAUUUGAAUUCUCUCAAUUGCCAAUGAAGGUGGAAUUUUUGGAGUGCAGUGCCAAGGGAGCCUCGGGGGAUGAUGGCUCGGCUGACAUCCAAGACUUUGAGAAGUGGCUGGCCCGGAUAGCCUGAAAAUGGGGAAGAGGGGAAAAACAGAAGAUAUCUGACCCUGAUGACAAAUGUAAAGGGGUGGGUUGGCAGUGAGCUGAUAUGGGAUAAAAAAAUAUGAUUGGAAAUACUCUCAUUUUGGAAAGAAAUUAUUGCAAGGAUAUUAAGGAUAAAUGUACUGUAAUCAGCUUGGGGUUUCUGAAAGACCUUCUAGCUUCUUUUUUCAAAUAAUUCAGCUCUACUUUAUCAUCCCAUUGCUAGGUAUUGUGGUUUUCAUUUCUGCUUUGGAUCUGUAACAGGGAGACUAAAGUUUAUCUUGUCCUCAGGAAAGAUAAAUGACUUUGCUAUCUUCAGCAUACUCCAAGUAGGAAGGUUCAUUACCAUAAGCAUUUUUAUUUCAAGAAGAGUUUUCAUCUUUCCUGAUUUGGGGUUUUCUGGUAGCUUUACUCUGGAAUCAACUCUAGCCUAAUUAGUUGCAGAUUUUUCUUGCUUUUUUCCCUGUGUCAUUGCUUUUGGUUUUUCUUAAGCAGUCUGAACUGUAUGUUUGUGGUUCACAGUUUUUCCUAACUUAAGACAGUAUGAUUCUUGGACUAGCCUAAUUCAUUGUGACUAAACGACUCAGGGCUACUUUCAUGGAAUACUUGAUUAUAUCUUACUCUGCUUCCUUAACUCUGUAAAACUAAGUGAUGAACAAGUAGCAGAAGGAUUCUCUGCAAGGCUUUUGUGUGCAAACUCAGCAGUGUUAAAGAAUAUCUGUGUUUUUGUAAUGAAAUUCUUGGCUUCUUAAAUUUGUGGCUCUUACAAAUAAUACAUUUUUGGCAAAUAAUAUGUCCAGCAUGACUUAGAGUAGGCAGAGAUCAUGUAGUAAGAGCAUGACAAGGCCAAGGUCACUUUGAUUCUCCAUGACUUUCUUUAGGUUUCACAGUUGCAGACUGCCUCCUGCCCCUGCCUCAUAUAUGCCUUGAGUUCCCCAAGGUAAUGAAUAAGAGACUAUGCUGUUGUUGCAACCUCAUCCCCAAUACUGAAAAAUGGCUCAAUUUGGAGUAAUAAUCGUCUCCACUUAAUAGCCAAUAGAUGGUACCUUACUGGUGGGCCAGUAGUGCCAGCUUUGUAUAUAAAAGACAACAUUAUUAUUAGGGAGGAACAAAACCCAAAAUUUCCAAUUUGAAGCAUUCUGAUUUAAAAGUCUCUCAGCUACUUAUAUUUAGUCUUGUGGACUGCCUUUGCUUAGGGGAACAGGAGUAGGGAGAAAAAGGAAAAGAAAUUAAACAUGGUCAAAAAUACCAUUUUAACUUCUUUGUUUAAUGUUUGAGUAUACAGUAAAGAAAAAGACCACUAUUACCUAGCAUGGAGCCCUGAACAUAGGAGGUGCUUGGUACACAUAUUGAAACAAUGAUUUGAAAAACCUGUACAGUGGUGUAUUUUCUCAAACUAUUUUUUUCCUUACAGAAUUUCCCAUUUAGUUUCAUUCUAUUUCUUGUUUGUUUUUUUAAUUAUGUGUUAAGCCAGUAUUUCACCCCACGUCACAACAAAGGCUAUCUAAAUCAGUGGAGAGAAACUGGUUUUUAUUUAUGGCGUAAACCAAUUUACAGUGAAAAGAAAGAAAAUCUACAGUGAGUAUAUACUGCCAUUAGGAAUGUGUUGUUUGUUUUUAGGAUUUUACAUGCUAAGAUUUUGAAAGCAUUUUAUAAACAGUAGUAAAAAACUCUUCAUAUUUUUCCAGAGGAAGAAGCAAAAAAUAUAUUAAUUGAAUGAGUUACAGAAUUAUCUACAUAGCAUCAAACAAUUGGACUCUUAGUGUGCUGUUAAAAUAUGUUGUAUCUUUAACUUACAUGUUUUGGAGCAGCCUAUAUAGCUAUGGUGUUUGGUCCUUGGGACCCUUGAAAGAAUUUUUCAUAAAAUAAAAGAAAAAAAUUCUAAUGUU
Molecule: messenger RNA, 2707 nt
Organism: Gracilinanus agilis (Agile Gracile Mouse Opossum)
Lineage: Eukaryota; Metazoa; Chordata; Mammalia; Didelphimorphia; Didelphidae
Gene: SRPRB
Product: SRP receptor subunit beta
Exons: 7
Coding region: 1-807 (268 amino acids)
Biological process (GO): protein targeting to ER
Cellular component (GO): signal recognition particle receptor complex
Source: RefSeq, a predicted model, not a curated record